AUGGAGCUGGGGGAGCCUGCGUCGGCGCCCCUCAACCGGUCCCGAGCCGGGGCAGAGCCGCCCCGCGGGGAGUUCAACCUCUCCGGGCUGCCGGAGGCGGAGGGGAAACCCCUCUUCGGCAUUGGCAUCGAGAACUUCAUCACCUUGAUUGUCUUCGGCUUGAUCUUCACCCUGGGGGUGCUGGGCAACUCGCUGGUGAUCACGGUGCUGGCGAGGAGCAAGCCAGGCAAGCGCCACAGCACCACCAACAUCUUCAUCCUCAACCUGAGCAUCGCCGACCUGGCCUACCUGCUCUUCUGCAUCCCCUUCCAGUCCACGGUAUACGUGCUCCCCACCUGGGUGCUGGGCGCCUUCAUCUGCAAGUUCAUCCACUACUUCUUCACCGUCUCCAUGCUGGUGAGCAUCUUCACGCUCUCAGCUAUGUCUGUGGACCGCUACGUGGCCAUCGUGCACUCCCGACGCUCCUCGGACUUGCGCGUUUCCCGCAAUGCACUGCUGGGCGUGGGGCUCAUCUGGGCGCUCUCCUUCGCCAUGGCCUCACCUGUGGCUCACCACCAGCGCCUCUUCCACCGCGAGGCCAGCAACCAGACCUUUUGUUGGGACCACUGGCCCAACCCACGCCACAAGAAGGUCUAUGUGGUUUGCACAUUCAUCUUCGGAUAUCUGCUCCCACUGCUGCUCAUCUCCUUCUGCUAUGCCAAGGUGGGGCAAA
Molecule: messenger RNA, 712 nt
Organism: Phaethon lepturus (White-tailed tropicbird)
Lineage: Eukaryota; Metazoa; Chordata; Aves; Phaethontiformes; Phaethontidae
Product: galanin receptor type 1-like
Exons: 1
Biological process (GO): negative regulation of adenylate cyclase activity; neuropeptide signaling pathway; positive regulation of cytosolic calcium ion concentration
Cellular component (GO): membrane
Molecular function (GO): galanin receptor activity
Source: RefSeq, a predicted model, not a curated record